AUGGCCACGACGGAUGCACAAUCAAUUUCAUCUGCUGAUGGUUCGGCGUUUACUUGGUUGCUAGAGCAUGUCAUGGCAUACCCAGGCACUUACGAAAUACCUCUAAGGACCAUGUACACCUUGAACGCCACGACUCAUGCACGAAAAGACCCUUUGCCCUCAGGCAUGGUUGGGAAUGCCUUUCCUAGUAGCAACGGUCCAGACAAUGCCAGCAUGACCACAGCGACAGCAGCAGCUCAAUUGAAAGCUAAUCUCAUGACCCACAUUGCCCAUCAACCGGCACAACCACAAUCGUUACCUCCCAGUUUCAUCACUAGCUUCGUCCGACGCUGUUUCUCCCCCGACCUGACGCAAGUCGACUUCCCUCAAGCAUUGACUGCUCUCGACUACCUCAAAGACCUAGAAACGCGAAGGAGGAAUGAGAUUCUGGCUGCCCUCUCGCACUUGGGUGUUCAGCCAGCCGACGUCCACGAUCGGGAGAAGAUCAGACAGGACUACCCGAACGCUCACCGCUGGAUCGAGGACAUGGAGGAGAAGGAGCGUAAGAUCAGGUUCCUCUAUACUCACGUUUACCUGGGCCUUAGACGGUGGACAUUGGUCAAUGAGAUGUCUUUGAAACCCUUUAACAAGCACAACUGCCUGUCGAUGCUCAAUACACUCUACCCUCCUGUCUUAGCAGGGUCGCCAUUCGUCCCGGUCACUCCACAAUUAACGCAGCAAAUUCUCGCAGCUCAACGCAAUCAGUUCUUUCGCUAUGUCACUGCGGUCGAGAAACAUGGCACCAGUGUUCUCAAGACGGUCAUGUCUCAAGCCGCACGACCAGGAGAGCAGACUGGCUGGCCAAAGGUUCGUGAAGACCUCGACAAGUACCUCCGAAUGGCCAACCUAAUCAUCGACGAAUGCCUCGACACUACAGGGCGAUCAGUGUCACCAAGAAGUGCUGCCUUCCCUUCCAAUGUCAUGGACGACGAGCAUAAACGCAAGGUUGACUCUGGCAUCUCAUUCGGCUCUGGUUAUGCCUCAAAUAGAAGCUCGGGUCAAAGCCAUAUGACACGACCAAGCACAAGUAGCAGUGCAAGCAACCAUAGUAGGCAAACUUCCAGAGACAAACCAUUGGAAAAAGCACUACCGGCAGCUCCUGAAGAAGCUGAAACUGCAACACCCAAACCAGCAGGGUCUGCUUUGGAAAGAAUCGCAAGAGAACUCUACCGAAUCGGAAGCCGCACUAAUAUGCGUGACGAUGCACAGUCUCGACCUACGGUUCGGACGAAUAGCGACGACGCUCCAGUAGCAGACUCUGAACCUACAUCACCAACACCGGGUCGUACCUUGCGAUGGAAGCGCAGCCUCAAGAACAUACGACCUAGCAGCCGUAUACGAUCCGACAGCACAUCAAGACCUGAGAGUCGUAACGGUUCGGUAGGCCAAACGAGCGAGGUACCAAACUUCGACCCAGAGGUCAUGCGACGACAGAGGGAAGCUUGGGAGGCACAACAUUCUCGUCCGAAAUGA
This is a messenger RNA of Lithohypha guttulata, 1512 nucleotides long. RefSeq lists its product as uncharacterized. The record is from RefSeq and is a predicted model, not a curated record. Bases 1 to 1512 code for a protein of 503 amino acids. The transcript has a single exon. Lineage: Eukaryota; Fungi; Ascomycota; Eurotiomycetes; Chaetothyriales; Trichomeriaceae.